This is a messenger RNA of Apaloderma vittatum (bar-tailed trogon), 898 nucleotides long. RefSeq lists its product as uncharacterized. The record is from RefSeq and is a predicted model, not a curated record. Lineage: Eukaryota; Metazoa; Chordata; Aves; Trogoniformes; Trogonidae. Gene Ontology annotation, molecular function: acyltransferase activity. Gene Ontology annotation, cellular component: endomembrane system; mitochondrion. The transcript has 6 exons. The annotation marks the transcript as partial.
AUGUGUGCAACAGAGUCUGACUUCCCUCAAGAUGAGGACCCGUUUCCCUGGGCAACUGGAAGGUCAAAAGGAGACAUCGCUUUUCACCCUUCUCCAGUUGUGUUUAGAAAGAAUGAGCUGGCAAUAGUGUUUUGGUACAAGCCUGAUUUUAUGAACCUGCACUUGAGUUCCCCAAGCUCUCCUCUCAGUCUGGCAGCUCAGGACUGGGAGAGUACUGGUACGGUAUGGGAGCUGGGCGGGAAGGCACAGAGGCUGCCGGCAAGGCAAACCUCCAAGCUCAGGUGGCCCCUGAGCAGCCUCCGAGGGCUUAUGUGUUCCUACUUCAUUCCACGUAGCUUGUGGCAACGACUCCUGUUAGCGCCCACUCAUGUCACCGCUUUGCGAAAGAGAGGGAAGGAAUGUUCUCCGCUAUUCUACCGUUUUUAUCCUUCUUUCCAGUUGCUAUUGCCUGUGCUUGAAGCUGAUGCUUUUCCAGACCUGAAUACUCCACCUUCUCCACAAAGUGCCCCAGUGCACAUCAGCGUUGUUGAAGUAAUAAUCUACGGGGAUUUGCCAAAAAAUAAAGAAAAUGUAAUAUAUUUAUCAAAUCAUCAGUGUACAGUUGAUUGGAUUAUUGCGGACAUGCUGGCAAUUAGGCAGAACGCUCUCGGGCAUGUCCGGUAUGUCUUGAAAGAUGGAUUAAAAUGGCUUCCACUCUAUGGGUGGUAUUUUUCACAGCACGGAGGAGUCUAUGUAAAAAGAAGUGCCAAAUUCAACGAAAGAGAAAUGAGAGAGAAGUUGCGGGCCCAGAUAAAAGCUGAGACUCCGAUGUAUUUAGUGAUUUUCCCAGAGGGGACUCGUUACAAUCCAGAAAUACCAAAAGUCAUUGCAGAUAGUCAAUCAUUUGCUGAAAAAGAAG